Cloeon dipterum is the source of this 3790-nucleotide messenger RNA. Its product is annotated as neurofilament heavy polypeptide-like. The record is from RefSeq and is a predicted model, not a curated record. Gene Ontology annotation, molecular function: protein binding. The transcript has 13 exons. The coding region runs from base 141 to 3725 and encodes 1194 amino acids. NCBI's taxonomy places the organism in Eukaryota, Metazoa, Arthropoda, Insecta, Ephemeroptera, Baetidae.
UCUCUGCCUCACUGGCGCGGGAAAGCCAAAAAGUAAACAGGUGAUCACAGUAAACAAAAGCUUUAAAAGCCGAUGUUGUAAUAUAACGCAGAGACAGAGACACUCUAAUUCUCCACUGCGAUUUCAAAGGAAAUGCUGGCAUGAUGAUGGAAACACAAGACAUUAAUUACAUUCCUAGCGAUGCAAAAACCGCCGCAGCAGACGUAUCCAGGGAUCGAGACAAUCCCGUUGGCUAUCUGAUCGUGAACGACCAAGAAGAACCCAUAUACAAAGAGAAAACCACAAUCGGACGAGAGACCACUGCGGACAUCGUCAUUGACGCUCCGCAAAUAUCAAGACUUCACGCCACUGUUAAGGCCAAUCUAGCUGAAGGCACAAUAUUCGUUUGUGUAUACGGCAAGAACAACUAUUUAAAACUGCUUGAACUCGACCCCGAAGUGUUUUAUCAAGUGACUGACGGAGACACAUUGGACUUUCGUUCCAUCAAGGCGACUUACAAAGAAAAUAAGAAGCCAGAUAAUGAAGAGGAUUCCCUAGAUGAAGCGAUAGGAAACGGACAACUUUCACAAAGCAUCGCUGAGGAGGAAGAGAAAGGAAAGGAAAAAGAGGAUAAAAUGAUCGAGGAGGAUCAAAAGGAUGAAGACAAGGAAGAUAAAACUGACGAGGACGAAAAGGUCGACGAAGGGGAGUGCACGCAGUUUGAAUUUGAUUCCCCAGUCAAAGCUGAUAAAGAGGAAAAAGCAGACAAGAGUCUCUCUCCAGCAGCCAGUAAUCCCUUUUUGGACGAGUCAGACAUGACGCCUCCGAAGCCUCGGGAUAGCGGAUUCCGCCUGCAGCGGCUUCCAUCCUUUGAGACGCAGGAGCAGGAGGUCUCUGAGCUGGAGACUCAGGCGGUGGAUGAGCCGAUGCGUCCUCCACCUGAACCAAAGGCCGUCGUGGAGGAAAAGAAACUAGAGGAAACGCAGAAUUCCACUCUCCAACUCUGUGUUUCGCUUGAUAAUGACUCAGUGACUGUUCUCGACAACGAUAUCGCCCCAGAGGACGAUAAUGAGACUGUAACUGUGCUGGACAACGAUACCGUCCCAGAGGAGGAUAAUGAAGCUGUAACUGUGCUGGACAACGAUACCGUCCCAGAGGAGGAUAAUGAAGCUGUAACUGUGCUGGAGGACGAUACUGCUGCGGAGGAAAACAAUGAUACCGCGACAGAGCUGGAAAAAACGCCAGACCAUACACAGUCACCGUCGCAGGUGGUAGAGCUGCCGCAGUCCUUGUGCGAGGCGAGGAAGGCCUUGUUUGACGAUGAGGACUCGGAGGAUAGCCUUCAAAUAAUUGAAAUAGACGGAAAAGUUUGUCAGCCCAAGGUGGCCGUAAAAGAUGAGAAGGUUGAUGAAGAGCCCAGCAGUCAAUCGUCUCCCGUGGCCACCAAAAGGUCGCCCAGUCCUGUUGAGUCACCUGAGAAGCCUGCAUCUCUGAUUGACGAGUCAACAAUCAUUGAGGAAUCAUCUGAUGGCAUAGUAGAGGGCUCUGAUGACGAAAGUUUGGCGCUGAAACAACAGUUGCUGGUGAAGGACACCCAGGACCAGACCUUGGAUGAGUCCAAUCUCAAAGUGACCAGCUGCGUCAUUGAGGAGUCGGAUGGUGAGGAUCAAGAGAUCAUUGAGGACACGCAGACUGCGUCUGUUGAUAAUUCCACCGCCUGGGAUGACUCUGAAAACGUGACAACGGUCGAAGUCACUCCAAAGAAGCAGUCAGAGGAGACUGAACAGACCACCCCUUCGCAGGAGAAACCAAGUGAGGAAGUGCCAAUUCCUGAGGAAAAGGAGAAGGUAGAGAAAGAGGAACAAAGUGAAGAACCUGAAAUUCCUCAAAAGGAAUCGACUGAAUUGGCAGAGGAAGAGCCUGUUGAAGGUGAAACUCCUCAGAAGGAGGAAGAGACUGUCGCGGAAGCUUCUCCAGAAGAGGUCGUGGCCACCCCUAAGAAGAGUGCAGCCAGGAAAAAGAGACUGAGUGUUAGCCCUGUAAAGAGGUCGACGAGAGCGAGCAGAGCAAUGAAGGAAAUCGAGAUGAUUGAGAAUGCAGAGGAAGAGGAAGCACUUCCUGAAAAAGAAGAAGAAGCUCCUGAAGAGCCAGUUGUCCCUGAAGAGACAAAACCUGACGACAAGCCUGAUGGCAAGGAACCAGAACCUCCUGUGAUGGCAGAGGACGUGGUAAAGACUCCGCAGCUGAAGAGAGGCAGGAAGCCAAAGAAGGCUUUUCCCUCCAAGAAACAGGUCAAGAAAGUCAGGGAAAAUUCACCUGGUCUUGACAUUUCCAUUGCAGAAGAGGUGAGAGAGGUGAAAAUGUCUCCGCGAGCUGCUAAAGUGGUUGCCGAGGAGAAGCUGCCGCGGGGCAGGAGGAAGAAAGCCGAGCCAAAAGUGGAAGAACCUGUGGAACAAAGGCCGACCAGAGGCUCCGUGCGGAAAAGCAAAGAUGCGCCAGCUGAGCUAAGCACACCACCAGACAGCAAAGUGAAGUCGGAGGCGCCGAAGAAAGGAGGAGCGCGGAGGAAAGUAGCCAAGGCGCCGGCCGAGCAGGAACAGAAGGAGAGCGAGCCCGAGACUGAGGAAAGGAAGGGACGCGGAGGGAGGAAGAGGGCGGGAAAGGCGGCCGCCGAGUCGGAGCCGCCCGUCAAGUCUCCAAAGAAAAGUCCCAAGACCAAAGCUACCCCUGAGGAGCCGAUCAAGCGGACCAGGAACGCGGCUUCAGCCAAGCAGACGCCUGUGAAGGUGGAGGUGGAAGAAGAGCCGCCCAAGGAGGAAAAGCCGGCCGUGCGGACCCGCUCUGGACGAGUGUCCGUGCGGAAGAAGUUUGAGUCUGAAGAUGAAGAGGACCAGGUGCCCAAGUCAAACAAGCUGAGGAAGACUGCUCCUGUGCUGGAGGUCAAGGAAGAGGCCAAACCGAUUAAAACGCCGCGGGGACGCCCACCGGUAAAGAAAGCUGCGGCUGUCAAGGUGGAAGUAACCACUCCUGCCGCUCCUGCAGCCCCUGCUGCAAGGGCCACCAGGAGGGGCAGGCCGAGUUCAAGCGUCACUUCAUCAGGUGACAGUCUGUCAAGGACUCGGACCAAAUACUGCGUCUUUUUCUCCGGAUUUGAGGGACCAACUACCGCGGAGAAAGACAUUGUUGCCAAACUAGGGGGACAGACAAAGGACGAUGUUCCUGACGUCAGACACAAGGGUGAAGAAUUCAUUCUCGUGGUGAACGGAACGUUGAAGCGCACCCUGAAGGUUCUGGACUUUAUCGGAUUUGGAGCCCCUAUCGUCAGCCAGGAGUGGCUCAAGGCUUGCAAUAAAGCAAAUUGCUUCGUUGAUGCAUGGGAUUACAUCCUGAAGGACAAAGCAGCAGAGAAAAAGUUUGGGUUUGAUUUGAAAGAGUGCCUGCUGAAGGCUAGCAAGGAACGCAACGUGUUCAAAGGCUGGAACGUUUUCUUUACUCCUAAUGUCACUCCCAAGGGGCAGUGCUUGAAAAAUUGCGUCGUUGGACUGGGUGGAAAGUUUCUGCCCACAAAACUGAAGAAGUGGCCUGAUAAUUUGAUGAUCGUUUCGUGUGAAGUUGACAAAGCUAUUUACGAAGCAGUUAAGAGGGACUCCAAGAAGCUGAAAAAUGUACUGAUCGUCACUGUGCAGGGCUUCUUUGAGUGUUUGCAACAGCAGAAAAUCGUUUGUCUCGAACAAUAUUCUUUGUAGGUAUUAUUUCUUGGCCUGUAUAAAUAUAUUAUGCCAUUAAAAGCUGUGAAAGCGCUGCUAACCAA